This is a messenger RNA of Stylophora pistillata, 3854 nucleotides long. RefSeq names its product nuclear factor NF-kappa-B p105 subunit. Gene Ontology annotation, biological process: signal transduction; regulation of DNA-templated transcription. Gene Ontology annotation, cellular component: cytoplasm. Gene Ontology annotation, molecular function: DNA binding; protein binding; DNA-binding transcription factor activity. The record is from RefSeq and is a predicted model, not a curated record. Lineage: Eukaryota; Metazoa; Cnidaria; Anthozoa; Scleractinia; Pocilloporidae.
GUCCCUUGGUCGGGCGGAAUGGAGACUAUAAACUGAACCGAUUCUUUCGGUUUUCACAUGUGUUGGUGGAAAAUUUCAGUUGUGUCUAUAUUCUAAAAGUUGACAAGAGAAAGAAAAUCUAACAGUUUUAAGGAUAAAAGGCUGACAAAGUUAUCAGAACUAGCAAAUAGAGAUACAUCAAAAUUGUAGGAGCCUCAUUUCUACCAGUUGCUACCAUGGCAACCAACUCGGAAAGGCAGAUUGGUGAAACUCUUACGGACAGUUUUGUGAUGGAUCUCCUGACACCAGGAUAUCUACCUGACAUCUCAGCAUUGCAGGUGCCCACAGCAUCAUACCAAGGACCUUAUAUGGAAAUUCUUGAACAACCUAAACAGAGAGGUUUCCGUUUCCGUUAUCCUUGUGAGGGCCCAUCUCAUGGUGGUCUACCAGGGCAGUAUUCUGAGAAAGGAAAAAAAUCAUAUCCUUCUGUUCAGCUGUGUAACUACCAAGGCCCUGCGCGUAUUGUGGUAUCGUUAGUGACUGUAGAUGAGCCUCCUAUGCCUCAUGCACACAGUCUGAUUGGCAAGAACUCUGCUGGUGGAGUUGUAACAGUACAGAUUGGCCCAGAACAAGGAAUGACAGCAACGUUCCCCAAUCUUGGUAUUGAACACGUCACAAAGAAAAUGGUUGGUAAAGUGCUCAUGGAUCGAUAUAUCAAGAUGCAGACACUUCACACAGCAACAUUAAAUGCCCUGACAUCAGCAGAUGGCAAAGGGUUUGAUGUGACAGUAUUAGGAGACCAUGUCGAUGGCGACAGAAGUUCUUUUGAUAAACACUUGGCAGAAGCUGUGGCAGAGGAAGAAUCACAAAAGGUUCGUACCAUGGUGGAAGAACAAAAGCAGAGUAUGAACUUGAAUGCUGUCAGGCUGUGUUUUCAAGCAUUUCUUCCUGAUGAGAGUGGUGCUUUUACAAAAGCUUUACACCCCUGCAUCUCCAACCCAGUUUAUGAUUCAAAGGCCCCAUCAGCCUCAAAUCUAAAGAUUUGCCGCAUGGAUCGCAACUCUGGAUGUGUCUCAGGAUCUGACGAGGUGUACUUGCUGUGUGAUAAAGUACAAAAAGAUGAUAUUGAGGUUAUAUUCUAUGAAACUGAAAUGGAAACUGGGAAAAAAACGUGGGAAGAUCGUGGAGUGUUUGCCCCUACAGAUGUUCAUAGACAGGUUGCAAUUGUUUUCAAAACUCCUGCUUACUGGAAUGUAGCUAUUGAGCAACCUGUGAAGGUACAACUUGAGCUACGGCGAAAGUCUGAUCAGGAGACAAGUGACCCAGUGGAAUUCACUUAUCAACCACAGUUGUUUGACAAAGAGCAAAUUGGUGCCAAAAGGCGAAAGAAGAUCCCGCAUUUCUCUGACUACUUUGGUGGUGGUGGGCCAGGAGGGGGCCCUGGCAUGGGUGGGGCAGGAGGAGGUGGUGGUGGCGGCUUUAAUUUUGGUUUUGGUAGCUUCGUAGCACAACCUAUGGGCUUUUUAGCCUUUAAUACAAACUCAGGAACUUCUCAGUCAGGCAAUCAAGGAGAUGGAAGCUCAUCACGACAGACACAGUUAAAUUCUACUGGACAGACAAAUGCAGCUGGACAGUCGCAAGAAGCAGAUCUCAGAGAAUUAGCAUGGAAUCUUGCCGAGAAAUCAUCAGCUGCCAUGCGCGAUUUUGCUGCCACUGGUGACGUGCGGUAUUUACUUGCUGUUCAGAGGGAUUUAACCGCUGUGCAAGAUGACAAUGGUGACACAUCCCUUCACCUUGCUGUGUUAAAUGCUCGCCAAGAAGUUGUCCAGUGUUUGUUAGAUAUCAUGGCUGGCCUGCCAGAGUCAUUUGUCAGUGAAUACAAUUUCCUGAGACAAACCCCUCUUCAUCUCGCCGCUAUCACUAAGCAACCGCGCAUGUUGGACUGCCUGUUAAGAGCCAGGGCAAAUGCUAGAUCACGUGAUCGUCAUGGAAACACCGCUGUGCACAUUGCAUGCAUGCACGGAGAUGCUGUCUGUCUGAAAGCAAUGUUGAACUAUAAUGUGUCAAAAACUGUUCUUAACUGGCAGAAUUACCAAGGCCUAACGCCAGUGCAUCUAGCAGUGUUAGCGGGCAGUAAAGACGUCCUUAAACUGCUGAAUUCUGCAGGAGCCAACAUGAGCGCUCAGGAUGGCACUAGUGGUAAGACACCACUUCAUCAUGCAGUUGAACAAGACAAUCUGGCCGUGGCUGGAUUUCUCAUUCUUGAGGCAAACUGUGACGUCGACGCUGUUACACUCGAUGGAAACACACCGCUGCACGUUGCUGCAGCCAGUGGGCUCAAGGGCCAGACAGCGCUGUUAGUUGCCGCUGGGGCUGAUACAACAGUACAGAACAGCGACGACGAAAUACCUUUUGACUUGGCAAAUGUAGCUGAGGUUCAGGAAAUCCUGGAUGACGAUGAAACACUAAGUACGGAUCCUUCCCAAGACGAUGAUUUAACACGUGGAUUAACUGGCCUUGCGCUCGGACAAGGUGAUAUGGAUAAACUGGAUCCUUACGUCAGACGAAAAAUGGCUCAAAAACUAGAUCCCACCACUGGAGGUGGAGCGGACUGGCGUGAAUUGGGAAGGAGACUGGGACUAGGGACAUUGGAGAAUGCGUUCGCAAUUCACUCAAGUCCAACUACACAGGUGUUGGCUCAAUAUGAGGCUGCUGAUGGCAACAUCAAAACUCUACGGCAGGUUCUUUACGACAUGCGCAGAGGAGAUGUACUCGAGAUACUCGAUGGGCGGCAAGACUCAGGGUUUGAUUCCGGUCUUGGUUCCCAGUCCUUAUCGGCCAGCAGAUCGGAAGAAUUAUUUUCGUACGAUGAAGGCUUUUCAAAAGGAUCUUCUAGUUCUUCAUUCCAGAAAGGAGCAACGAGUCUUGAACCCACGCGAAAGGCUGGAAAUUUACAACCCAUCAGGAGACACCAAGAUGUGUUUUAACUCGAGAAAUUGUGUAAAAAAAAAAAUAACAAUACACCUAGAUUAGAGCCAUAUUUAGGGUUGUGUAAAGACAGUACAUGACAGUUUUACCAAAAAGUACAGAUGAGGACUGUGAGGCACUGCCCUGAAGGUCAAGACAGCGUGACAGAUGUAGAUCUGGUAUCUUUUUUGCGUUACGUGACUUAAAGUGAGUUUCUCGGUGUGUCUGAGGUCAGCUAUCAAUCGAAUGAGAUCUACACCUACUUGUGGAAAGGGUCGAUGGAACUGUUGAUAGAAUAACCCUUUCAACUCCUAUGGUCGCGUUGAACUUUCCAACUGCAAGAGUUUUCCGGCGUCUGACGGAAAUUGUAGGUAAUGGGUCUAGUGUAAGAUUGUAGGACAUUUAGUUAGAGUGCUGAAUCAUAGUAUACUUCAGAUGAAUCGUGUUAUUAUAAAUUAUCACAUAUAUAUACUAUUUUUUCCUUAUGCAAUCGGUGUUAUUUCUACAAUACUUGGUAGGGUUUUUAAGAAGUUAUCGCUUUGUGGCUUGAAAAGCCAACUCAAUCAUGUCUUGUACGAAUUAGGUUUCGUUUUUAGCUAAUAUUUACUUAUUCGUCAAUAAUUUGUAGCCACUAGUUCGUUUUGUAACCACAUUUCUCACAGGUGGAAUUUUUGAGAUUGUGAAGGAAGCGAGAAGGCUGGUAACCAGGUUUUGAUAGCGUAGGAGACUCUGUCAUGGUUUAUUUGCGUUAAGUCUCGUAGAGCGGCCACUAUCAGCGGCUACUUCGUUAUUGUCUUCAUGGCAUAUGGAAUAAUUUGCUCGUAUUCUUUCAGUUGUAAAUUACUGCAAUUAUUGAGCUUCUGUUCAAAUCUUUAUUGACGAAAUUCAAUAAAACAUAUUAAAAUAAG